CGGUAACCUCACAUGAACAGACAAUUGCGAAACCGCGAUAAAUAUAAUGAAGACAUAGAACCAUAAUAAGAUCAAUCAAUGUUGGUGCGUGAGCCCGACCAAGAAUAGAUCUUGGACCAAACAUGGACCAUACUCCAAUCCCAAGUCGCCUAGGCAUAUUCCGGCUCAAAGAAGCCGACACAAAAUCAGGGCUCUUUUCGCGACUCGGUAAGAAGUACAUAUUCGCAGUGGCGGAGAAAUACCCCCUGAAUUUAGACGACGCCCUGGUCCUCGUCUAUUUCCCACUGAUACCCUACGGUUCAAGCGAUGCCAUAAUCUUUACAAAAAUUGAAUCCGAGAGAGGAUUCCGCAGAUAUGCUGCGGUUGUCGCAAGGGGCGAUCCGCAGUUCGCAAUUGAGAUGCGGCAUUGCCCGGCUGAAGAGGCGACUAGUAAGUACUCUGGGACACAGGGCUCAGUUUCUGAGAGGUUAGGGAUUCAUGGAUCCCCAGUCCCUAAUAAUCAAGAAAAAGCACGCUUUCACUCACUCGCGGACGUGAUCUCCCAACGUCAAGACAAGAAGACAAUCGACACAGUCAAAAUCGGUCUCAAAUUCCGGCGAAGUUGGGUCGGAUCGCCCGAGUACACGGAGUGGAAAGAAGAGGCCGGGACUCCCGUGAAGUACAGGACUGAGGAUUUCAAAGUAUGGGACGACACCAACGCCCAGAUCGUGAUGUUGUUCCAUCACUUCAACCGAGCUAAGAAACCCUCAGGGGCCAGAUUUUCCAUAGACCUGGUGCAAAACAGCGGCAAUUCGAACGGAUAUCUCAUCCAUCAGGAGCACGUGCUUCCGGUUCUCGCCAAGGCCACGAUGCAUGCUCUCUUGGCUUGGAAUUAUUGGACGCAUGAUCUGCAGGAAGCAUCACCGAUUCGGAGAGACGAAGAAGAAUCUUCUUGAUGUCGCUGAGGAAAGUUAUUGGACGUAGACAUUCGCUGUCGACGAUGUAAAGGGUAGCAAUCACAAUCCUUCUUCUCCAUCCCUCUUCUUCUCUUAUCCUGCUCACAAGGUAAGGUACUCCUUAUUGGAAAGUCUAUUAUGUGGAAUGUGUUGCAUAGUUCUUUAUCUCUUUGUUCUAAAAUUAAGAAAGAAAAAGAAAAGGUG
Molecule: messenger RNA, 1139 nt
Organism: Colletotrichum acutatum
Lineage: Eukaryota; Fungi; Ascomycota; Sordariomycetes; Glomerellales; Glomerellaceae
Exons: 4
Coding region: 123-935 (270 amino acids)
Source: RefSeq, a predicted model, not a curated record